AUGUUGCUCUUCUGCCCCAACUGCGCCAACAUCCUCACCGUCUCCGCCUUCGCCGGCGUGCGCAACCGCCUCGAGUGUCGCACCUGCCCCUUCGAGCAUGCCAUUACGGAGCCCAUCUACUCGCGCCGCGAAUUCGAGCGCAAGGAGCGCGAGGACGUUUUUGGCGGCCCCGGCGAGUGGGACAACGCCGACAAGGCCCGGGCCCAGUGCCCCAAGGAAGGCUGCAACGGCGAAGAGGCCGCCUUCUUCCAGGUGCAGAUCCGCAGUGCCGACGAGCCCAUGACCACCUUCUACAAGUGCAUGACUUGCGGAAACCGGUGGAGAGAGAACUGA
Molecule: messenger RNA, 333 nt
Organism: Colletotrichum navitas
Lineage: Eukaryota; Fungi; Ascomycota; Sordariomycetes; Glomerellales; Glomerellaceae
Product: transcription factor S-II
Exons: 3
Coding region: 1-333 (110 amino acids)
Biological process (GO): termination of RNA polymerase III transcription; DNA-templated transcription
Cellular component (GO): RNA polymerase III complex
Molecular function (GO): zinc ion binding; nucleic acid binding
Source: RefSeq, a predicted model, not a curated record